AUGGAUUCACAGAAUUAUCAGAGUUUAACUGAUCCACAUUUGAAUUCAUACUUUAAUAAUAAACGUAUUCGUCGCCAUUUAAUAAAAGCUGGAUUGAUCAAUCGUCAUGGUGAUAUUUUACCUCCUGUAACUUAUGAAGUUGCACUUGUUAAACGAGCAAAACGUAAACAAUCACGAGAAAAAUUAUCCAAUGCUGUCGCAAAUUAUGUCUUGGAAGAAGAGCAUAGACGUCAAGCAUUUCUUCGUAAUCAUUUCGAUUUAGCUAUAAAACGUGCUCGCGUACAGAAAAUUCGAGAAUCGCUACAUCAUCAACCACGAGUCAUGUUCAACAGUUUAGUUCAGAUUAGUAGACCUGUGGCAAAUCGAAGAGCUCGUACACCAUCGCCAAUUGGCCACAAACGUUCACUAGCUCGAGCAAAAUCAGCUGGACAACCAGCAAUAAAUCUAAAACCUCAAUCACCUCAUCGUUCACCUAAGACAAAGCAUGCAACCAAAGAUAUGCCUUGUGAAGUGACAAUGAUCUACUAUGGACCACAAACAGUGAUUGACUCUAGAACUAACUGGUGUCAGCCGCACGGUGAUGAAAUUAUGGUAAUGCAACAACAUUGUGGUGGUGAAAAUCUUGUUGUUUUCAAAGGCUUCGUUAAACCAAAUCAAAUAUUCACAUUCGAAUCACGUCGUCAUCGCGACUAUCCAUUUGCGGUGGCUAUAUACAUUAAUGGGCUUAUUGAUAGCCGAAUAUCAGUCUGUUGUGAAUACAAACAUAAACAUCAUGUUCGAUUAGGUAGUAAACAUGGCUUAUUUGCUAUAUAUGAUAUUAAAAAAUCAGAACCGUGCCGAACUUGUCGAUUAGAACGGCGAUUAAAAGGAGCAUUGACAGUAUCACCAACAGCUGUCAAUGCAUCAGCUUAUCGAAAAUCAGUUGUUCCACUUACUCAAUCCGCAAAUGAACUUCAUUCUGAUGAUUUACCUCGAGCGCCGAGUCCAUCUACCGACAGCGAAAAAAAUUCACCGAAAGGAAAAACAGAGCGCUGCUGUCUCAAAACUGAACCUAACGUAGUCCCAAAAAGACUUAGUUCAGCAUCAUUGCCAAACAAAAAUAAAAAUGAUGAGUUUCACCGAAAGGAAUCAGUAAGCAGCCACUCGACAGCCACAAUGGAAUACAAACCAAGUACACCAGAUCAACAACCAAUCAAAGGCAAAAAAGAUGACAGUAGGAAGUCAUCCAGAGUUUCAUCGAGUACUUCUAGAAAAUCCGUUGUCGACUCGCCAGUUAACUUGACUAAAACGGAAUAUACUCGUUCUCCAUUAUCAGGUGAAAAAUCUAAUCUUUCGUUGAAACCAUCACCAAGAAUUAAGACUACGAAUGUUGAGCCAACGUUACCUGCAAAAAAGCCUUAUUCUUCACAGAGCUCAUCUUCUGAAGAUGAAAAUGAUAAUAAUUCUUUUUAUAACACAACGAGCGAACAAAAACUAAUUAAGAAGCCAAUAUCGAGAUCAUCUAUGCGUUCAUCAACACCAGAUGAAAAACGCAUCAACAAAAAUAAAGAUCUCUUGCUGAACACUUCGUCGGAAUCGGAGCAUUCUGAAGAAGUCCAUGUUAAACAAGAACGCAUCGAAGAAAAUGACGAUACCAUUUCACCCAUUAAUUCACCAAGAAUCGAUUCGUUUCAAAACAAUACUGCGGAAAAAAAACCAAUCGGUAAAACUAAUGAUCUUUCAUUGAACAGUUCGUCGGAAUCGGAGCAUUCUGAAGAAGUCCAUGUUAAACAAGAACACAUCGACGAAAGUGAUAAUACUACUUCACCCAUUAAUUCACCAAGAAUCGAUUCGUUUCAAAACAAUACUGCGGAAGAAAAACCAAUCGGUAAAACUAAUGAUCUUUCAUCGAACAGUUCGUCGGAAUCAGAAUUUUUCGAAGAACCGACUGAUGAAAAAAAUUAUAUUGAAAAAAAUGAUAGUACUAUUUCGUCCAAUGAUUCAUCAAUGAAAGAUUUUUUUGCAACCGCAAAUGCAAAAGAAGAACCCACUGCAAAAAAUAUUGCUCGUUCAUCCAGUAGGUCAGUAACAUCGAGUUCCACUCGUAAAAGUAGUCCUACACAACAGCCUGCAGAAGAAAAUAUUGAAAUGGUUUCAUCGAGAAUUUCGUCGGCAACGAAAAGUAUUAAUCUUCCGGUAUUAACGGAUAAUCAUACUGGAGAAGAACUUGACUCGUCUUCAUUAUCAUCUACAAUAAAUGAGAAGGAUCAUCAAACUCAGGAAGAUGAAUUCCACUUUCGCCAUUCAUCAACAUCUGCUGGAGUAAGUCCAAAACCAUACGGCAAUACUGCUCAACACUUGGAGAAUAAAAGUAGUUCAAGUGAUGACGAUUCAGAAUCAAUACCUGAUCCUAGGGGGCGAAACGCAGACAAAUAUCCACUCGAAAUUGAAACGGCUAAAACUUCUGUACGACCAUAUCUUCCCAUGGAAAACAUAGUUGUCGUCUGGGUUGAUGCAACCACAGAUAAUAUUGAUAAUGAUACUCUCAAUUCAAAAGUUCAGUUACGACAAGUAGCGCGUACUAUACGAACAUUUACUGAUUCGGAAAAAUGCGUUAAAUGGAUUGAAGAAAUAAAAGAUGGAAACAUUUUCCUUAUCUCUUCUGGUAAACUUGGUGAAGCUAUUAUGAAAGAAAUUGAAUCAUACUCUCAAAUUGCUCUUAUUUAUAUAUAUUGUCAACAGAAGUCCAAUUAUGAAUAUUUAGGUGAUAAAUAUAAAAAAGUUAAAGGUAUUUAUACUGAUUUAUCGACAAUAUGUGAACAUUUAAAAGCUGAUGCUAAACAAUGGGAAAAUGAUUUAAAUACAUUUCAAACAGCUCCAUUAAAUUUUAUGCAAGAACUAAGCCCAGAACAAUUACUAUUUAUAAAAAAUCAAUUGUUCAAAGAAUAUUUACUGGAAGUUGCCUAUGAUAAAGAUGCUGUUAGUGAUUUAGUUGACUAUUGCGAAAGUUUAUAUUCGGAAAAUCCAAAAGAAUUAGAAUUACUAAAAGAAUUGAAAGAAGAGUAUAGAGCCGAUAAUGCUCUAUAUUGGUAUACAAAAGAUUGUUUUCUUUAUCAUAUGCUUAAUAAAGCAAUUCGAACGAAAGAUAUUACAAUUCUUUGCCAAAUGGGAUUCUUUAUUCAUGAUAUCAAUCAACAACUAGAGAAAAUUUAUGCAAUAACAAAAGCCAGAUCGAGCGUAGACGUAUUUCGUGGUCAAGGGUAA
Molecule: messenger RNA, 3243 nt
Organism: Rotaria socialis
Lineage: Eukaryota; Metazoa; Rotifera; Eurotatoria; Philodinida; Philodinidae
Source: the annotation of a GenBank genome assembly